UCUAAUCAUUGAUGUUAGCCAACUUGAACAAAACUUUUGCUUCAAGCAAGCAAGAAAUUAAUCUUUCUACAUACUAAUUGAUCAUUAAAUACUAAUCAAGCUUUAAUUACUCAUUGAUCCUCUUGUUUUGAGAUAAUAUUUCAUAUUUUUUUUCCAACAUAUAUGGAAGAAGGAUUAGUAGGUCCAAGGAUAUAUAGUUGUUGUAAAUGCAGAAAUCACAUUGCUCUUCAUGAUGAUAUUGUCUCCAAAUAUUUUCAGGCAAGAACAGGGAGGGCUUAUUUGUUUACACAUGCCAUGAAUGUAGAUUUAGGGGAAAAUGAGGAGAGACAACUAAUGAGUGGUUUGCAUAUUGUGGCUGAUGUUAAAUGCUCUGAUUGUGGGGAAGUUUUGGGAUGGAAAUAUGAAAAAGCAUAUAAUGAAACUCAAAAGUACAAAGAAGGAAAAUUUGUUCUUGAAAACUUUAAGAUUGUCAAGGAGGGGUUUUAUGAACAUGUCUCAAGUGGAUGACUCAGUCAACGAUAACAUAUUUAAUGUAAUUUUAUAAAAUAAAAUGUUGAAAAGAAUAAAGUGUAUAUAAAUCUUUUUUAUUGGAUGAACACAAUAUUAACUAUGUAUUUUGAUGUAAUAUUAUUUAUUUAUUCAAUUCAAUAAAGUGUUACAUUGAAUA
Solanum lycopersicum (tomato) is the source of this 667-nucleotide messenger RNA. Its product is annotated as protein yippee-like At4g27745. NCBI's taxonomy places the organism in Eukaryota, Viridiplantae, Streptophyta, Magnoliopsida, Solanales, Solanaceae. The record is from RefSeq and is a predicted model, not a curated record.